AUGACCAAGGGCUCUUCCAACAACAACUCUAGUUCCGGUUCCGGCAGCGGCUCCGGCAGCUACCAGACUACCAGCUCUGGCACGAACAGCCAGGGCAACCACUACUGCCACCGCGACUACGGAACCGGUGCUUCCAACUCGAACUCCUACCACUACUCCAACUCCGACGGUAGCUACUACUACAGCAACUCCAACGGCUCCACGUACCACAACGACGGGGCUGGCAACUCCACCUAUACCCCUCGCAAGUAA
Messenger RNA from Didymosphaeria variabile, 252 nucleotides. RefSeq lists its product as uncharacterized. Bases 1 to 252 code for a protein of 83 amino acids. The transcript has 3 exons. The record is from RefSeq and is a predicted model, not a curated record. NCBI's taxonomy places the organism in Eukaryota, Fungi, Ascomycota, Dothideomycetes, Pleosporales, Didymosphaeriaceae.